AUGGCGGUCGUCUCGACAGGCCCAACAACCGUCGCCGUCGUAUCCCAGAACUUUCUCAAGGCCACCGCCCGAUCCAAAACGAGCCUGACCCAGAUCGAGUCCCUUCGUGCCUCCUAUCCUCUCAAGCUCAUGUCCCCCGCCUCUACCAACACCACCCCUUAUCCUUCCGCUGCCGCCUCUCCUACCGUCCCUAAUGCACACGUAAACUCCGAAACAACAGGGACUGCAACAGAAACAACGGCGGCACAAUCACUGCCGCCACCACCAAGGAUCGUCUACAUGAUCACCUACGGAGGCGGCCUACUAGCCGACGACCACCCAGACCUCCAAUUUGUCCUGGCACGCCACGCAAAGCUCCUAGUCCUGGGUCAGGGUAACACCAAGAUCUAUAAAAGCCCCCGGGUCGAUUACCCGCCCGCCUCGCAGACAUUGCACAGUACUGUGGGCCCAGGAGCAGUGUUCUUGUUUCUGGGUCCUGCGGUUGUGGCGUGUGAGGAUUCGAGUGUCUUUUUGAGGCAUGAGAUUGUGUUGCAGGCUCAGCGGAGGUCGCGUCUACAUUCUGCAGGGACUGGAGCAGGAGCGGAAGUCAGGGAUCAGGAGAAAGGAGAAGAGGAUCUGGAGGAGGAGUUACCGAACUGUGUUGUUUUGGAUUGGAUUGCAGGAGGUCGUGGAGAGGAGGAGAGGUGGAAGGCUCGGAGGGCCGAGUGGCGAUUGGUCGUCCGGUGGGCAGACCUCGAGCCAGAGUCUGAGGCAACCGCCACCGCUACUACCGGAUCGAAUCAACCCGAGACUCAAGGAAAAGCAGAGGAUGAUGAAGACGAGGAAGAGUUUGUGGAAGAAGAGGAUCCUCGGGAUGUUGCGGACAGGGCCGCAGGCGGUCCAGUCAUCUUCCGGGACGGCUUCCUGAUCGAACACAACCCACCCAUGCCAUCCUCCAAAUCCAAGACGUCUUCUCCAUCGUUGUCGCCUCCUGCAGGAUCAGCUAAACCAACAUCCACACCUCCAACUGCCGGCACGACCCCAAAGCCCACACUGGUCCCCAAGAUGACCUCCUACGCGCCCUCACUCUACCCACAUUCAACCAUCGGAUCGCUCUUCAUCAUGGGCCCCAAAACCGAACGUCUUCAACAAUACAUCCUCAAACGGUUCGAACACAUCACCGUUUACCCUGGCCAGAAAUCCGAGCUCCGUCCCGAUUACCCAGUCCUCUGGAGCGCCACCAUCAUCCAAAUCCCUCGACCCUCUGCCGCUUCGGAUACGACUUUUGUGCCCAGGAGGAAACGGAUGAUGAUGAAGGCUAUGGUGGUCAAGAUGGCUUCUCAGGGGAUCGAACAAAUGCAGGAUUUCUUGAAGUCGUUGUUUGAGGAGCAUGCGUUACAGGAGAGUAGGAGUAACAAGUUGAUGGAUGAUAGCGAUCAUGAGGAGGAGGAUGACGAAGAGCUUGCUCGCCGCAUGAAGAAGUCUUCGAUUCACGGAUUGGGGACCGGAAACGGAGUUGGAGGGCUUUCGGUCAUUGACCAGUUGUUUGGAGGACGUGUGACUUGGGAACGUGCAUUCCGGUGA
Molecule: messenger RNA, 1563 nt
Organism: Linnemannia hyalina
Lineage: Eukaryota; Fungi; Mortierellomycota; Mortierellomycetes; Mortierellales; Mortierellaceae
Source: the annotation of a GenBank genome assembly